AUGUUUCUUUUGCAGAUAAGAUGUAAGAAUCCAAACCUGUGCAGCGGUAAAGGAACUAAGGUGACACUAACUGACCGCAACUACGAUAACCGAACCGACUUUGUUCUUAGCAGCAAAGCUUUCAUGGCCAUGGCGAACAAGGGAAAGGCUCAAGACAUUCUGAAAGCUGGGAUUGUGAACGUCGAAUACAAAAGGAUACCUUGUGAAUACAAAAACCAGAACUUAGCCGUUAGGGUUGAAGAAUCAAGCCAGAAACCAUAUUACCUGCAACUUAAACUGCUGUACCAAGGCGGCCAGACAGAGGUUGUGGCCAUUGAUGUAGCUCGGGUCGGGUCUUCUUCGAGCUGGAACUCCAUGAAUAGGAACUAUGGGGCAGUUUGGGAUACAAACAGAUUCCCAAAUGGUGCGUUGCAAUUCAGAUUCAAGGUCAUUUCUGGGUAUGGAAGCAGGUGGAUUUUGGCAAAGUAUGUGCUUCCAGCUGACUGGAAAACUGGAGUUGUUUAUGAUACCGGAGUUCAAAUCACUGACAUUGCACAGGAAAAUUGCUCUCCUUGUGAUUAUGGGACUUGGUAAUGACAAGAUAAACAAAAGGAGAAAGAAAAUAUUUACGUUCCUAUGCAUGGUUUGAAUAAUAUCUAAAUAAUUGCAAGCAUUUCGCUAUGGGUAUGCUAUAAAUAUUUGUUUUCAUGAUUUGUAACAGAUUUUCAAUAAAAAAAUAUGAAUAAAAUAAUCCAAAUGUU
Molecule: messenger RNA, 740 nt
Organism: Hibiscus syriacus
Lineage: Eukaryota; Viridiplantae; Streptophyta; Magnoliopsida; Malvales; Malvaceae
Product: expansin-like A1
Exons: 1
Coding region: 1-573 (190 amino acids)
Biological process (GO): sexual reproduction
Cellular component (GO): plant-type cell wall; plasmodesma; extracellular region
Source: RefSeq, a predicted model, not a curated record